AAAAAAAGAAGAGAGCGGACAUUUUAAAAUCACCGGAACCGAAUGAAAUUGCUGGGAACGUGUUUUAAGACGAAAGCAAUCAUCACUUCCUCGAUAGUCUUGUGUAAGAAAGUUCUCAUUAAUUUUGAGAGUGAAGUUCUGAUGGUCAAGCAUCUCAAGGAAGUGAGUUCCAUCACUGUGCGCGAUACGCGGAGACCACCAAGUGUACUUCACCUUCCAUCGGUCUGUCUUCUUUCGCUUUUGGUUACGACGACGUGCUUUCUCGUUUCCGUCGACCCCCGGAACGCGAACGGCGGACUCGACAUGUGCACACAUUGGAGGGUCUCCAGGAGGAUGGCGGUCGGCUUCUCAAAUCGCCAUGGCGGGGAAUAACUGGAGCUUCGAUUUAAGUCAAGUGUAUCGCGUCAGGAUGAAGUAGUACACUGUUUCGUUGCGAAGUGCGUGCAUCGGGUAAGUCAUACGUGAAGAACCGUGGACCGUCCGUCACUUCACAAGCAGAUCGAAUACGUAUUCGCGCGCGCAAAGAAAACCGGAAGUAAAAACCGGCGGCUGAAUUACGCGGAAAAAAAAAAAGACUCGCUUCACGACUUCUGCUCAUUAAUGAAUUAAGAUAUGCGACUCUACACUAUUGCUUUUAUUACAUGGGCAGCAAGUAUAGCAACCUCGGAAUCUAACGUAGCAAAUCUGAACGGCGAUAAGGUUGUCGAUUACACGGAGGAGUUGCGCGAUUUGUCGGCGGAGCGAAUAGUGGAGGGGAUUGAAGCCAGAAAUUUUAGACAAACGAACAGCAAAGAUUAUCCCAACGAUGCCGCGAACGUUAAAUUGAACAAAUUGGCAUCUCACGCCGACGAGAGAAGAUCGAAUGUUAUUUCCACGACCGAAUUUUCUCCGUCGAAAGUGGUUUACGCGACGCCACUUAUUGGAACAGCGGAAAAUUAUCCAUUUACUGAGCAUUUGAGUCAGGAAUCGGAAUAUGCCGUAUCGGAAGAUGCGCUUCUCGUUGAAAAUGUCGGUAGUUUCGGGCAGAAAGUUCGACAGGAUUACUCGACAACUGUUAGGACGACGAACUUCAGAGUCACCAACUCAGAUCAGCAGAGUAAUAAGUACACGGAUUUCCAGCAGACGUCUAGCAGCACUGCGUCGUCUCUCGAAAAUGGAGACAAUAGUGAGAGAUCGCAUAUGCCGACUACUCGGGUAUCCGCACAGAAGAAAAAAUAUGGCUUGUCCAACAAUUCACCUUCUCACGAGUCCAAAGCGAUAGACUCUGACAUAAUUUCAAAAAUAUCAGGCAAAACGGACAACGUUUCGAGUGUCGAAAAUAAUGCCGCGAUCGAGAAUUUUCCGAUGUCACAAUUGAGAUUGACUCGAGCGGAUAGCAACACGACCUCGGAUCAAACUACAACAAAGCUCGCUGUGAAACCCGAGAAGACGGAAAGUGCCACGUCGACGUUCGUAGAAACAAAUCCUUCGUUGCAACCGGGAAAAUUUUCAGGUCCCAUCGUGGUGCCUGAUCUGCCUGACAGAGAACCUGAAGAAGAGGUCGAUUAUGUGAAUGACGACGUUCCCGAUGUGUUCAACGACGCUGAAAUUAUUUUCAGCGAAACUGGCGCCGAAGGAUCUAAAAUUGCUUCUAACAGUAUAACGUCCUCGUUCAUGCUCAAUCCCCUGCAAGUCGGGAUCGCUCUUGUGAACGCGAACGUGGCCGAUUUAACGGAUGACAGCGACCAAUCAGCCGCAACGGAUACGAAGAAUUACGUCCAAAACGAUUUUCCUCUGUAUUCAGCACCCGCGGAAAACAACGGGAUCCAAUCGUCACACGUCAAUAACGAAAAUUCUCGACACUUCGACGAAGGAAAACCCGCUGAGAACAAACUUUCCGACAAUUCCGUCGAGAUUCAAAAAUCGGUCGAGUUGUAUCAUACCGCACCGAUACACGAGAUUCAUUAUCCUGUGGAAUACGUCCAGCACACUUCGAAUGGAAUCAUUGAGACAAACAAUAUCAGAAGCUCGCAGAAAUCGAACCAUCCGUAUAAUCAAGAUGAACGAUCGAAUUCGCAACCAAAUUAUGAUAUUUAUCGAGAUAACAACCAUGAGGAGAACGUCAUUAAGGCGCACGCGUCCACGCUUUCGCAAAAACACAAUCGGCACGAGUACACCACGUCUAAUGUCGGGAACAAGCCUACGGUUCCGUAUCUAGUCACCGAUCUGCCGAGUACUAACGAACAAGUAUCUUUCGAAGCGUUUGAUUUACAACCGCUCAGAUACAACAACGCGCAACCCGUUCUGUUGGUUUCGCGUGAUCGAAACAAUCAGUUCAACGACACGAUACACGAUCAAUCUAACGUGCAAUACAACUUCAACGGCAAUGACAUUCACGUAUCCCCGCAUAUAAAGCCUGCCGAAAUUCCUGCAAGGCCAGAAGCAACGAACAAGCUUGUGAAAACACACGUACCGAGCACAUAUCAGGAAGAGCGUCAGCCAGUCGAUCAUCAACCUCCCUUUCGAUCUUUAGAAGCAAAGCGACCUUUGGAAGGCUUACAAUUUCUUAAGAUCAUUCCCAAAGGAUUGUCUCCGGAUAGCGGAUUCUUGGUGCCACUUCCGCGGCCUUAUCCGGUUGAAAAAAUCGUUGAGAAGACUGUUCACGUGCCGCAUCCGAUCGAGAUCGAGAAGGUGAUCGAGAAGAAAAUUCCGUUUCCGGUGGAGCGAGUUAUUGAAAAACAAGUGCAGAUACCGAUACCGAUACCACAGCCGUAUCCUGUUCAAGUUAAUCGCGUAGCGGAGAAGCACAUCCGUGUGCCGUAUCCUAUCAACAUAGAUCAGAUAAUCGACAGGAGAGUUCCGGUGCAUCGGUUCUUGAUCAAUCCGCCUCUGUAUCCGUUGCAUGUGAAACAACCGGUGACUUACCUGACACACAUGUCGCCGGCACCGAUAGACAAUCCCGUUGAGAGGUCGCCAGGUUUUUCACAAUCUUACCGACCGUAUCGCGCUGAAAAGACAACAGACAGUGGCGGUUUGAUUAUUGAGACUAAAGUCAACAAAUAUCAAUCGAAAUCACGCAAGCCGGUUCUUAAUAGCGAAACUACGAAUCCUCGUGGUAGCGGUCUGAGAUUUGAGCCGCACCAAAACGAGACAAACGUGUCGUAUUAUUACGGCGAUUUCUACGAUAGACCGUUGGCGUAUGAUAACAAUGUUGAUGUCAAUAAGAACUACGUUCCGCAUUUCUCUGACGUUAGACUGAUAUUGCCGAAGAAAUUCGACAGCCACGUGGUGCUACGAUCAUCGCUAUCGAAACCGGUGUUUCUCAGACAACAGGUCGUGGUUAAUUUGGAUAAAGAUAAGUCGAUCAACAAUGAAUACACGAAUCUCGAAACGUCGCGCAAGCCUUCGCAGGGCAAAGGUUUUCAGGUGAAACCAUCACAGUUGUCCACAAGCGCCGCACAGUCAUCGCUAAUAACUGCCGUUUUAAGAAAAUCCAGACAGCCAGAAAAUAUCGGUAGCUUUAGGCAAUCGAAGAUGGAAUACGGUUUCAAACCACCUAUGAUACCGUCCGUUCAAUAUGACGAAAGCACCGCUACUAAAGUAGACAAUUAAAAUACUCAUAUCAUUUAAGAUAUUAUAAACACCGCAUAUAUUUAAAAUAUUUCACAAAAAAUGACUAAGGAAUAACUAACGAUGAAUAAGAAAGAUUUGAGAUCUUUUGUAAACAUUGAUUUUUAUACAUAUUUUAUCAUCGAUAAAUAUAUAUAUAUAUAUAUAUAUAC
Molecule: messenger RNA, 3761 nt
Organism: Pseudomyrmex gracilis
Lineage: Eukaryota; Metazoa; Arthropoda; Insecta; Hymenoptera; Formicidae
Exons: 6
Coding region: 613-3591 (992 amino acids)
Source: RefSeq, a predicted model, not a curated record